UUUAAGGUUGAUGCCGAGAUGGUUCAGGAAUUUUGCAAGAAAAUUCAAGUAUCUUCAGUCCCUGUGGUCCUGUUUUUCCUGGUAUGUUCACAAAUAAAUUACCAUUGCCGAAGUAUGGGAACUUGGGUUUUUUGCGACGCUAAUAACAAGGUAGUGGGUCAAGUCCGUGGAGCGAAUGCGGCCGAACUAACCAAAAUGAUCGCUUCCCUUCGUGGGAAACAAACUGCCUCGUCAGACUUGAAUGAGAGAAUCAAGGCUUUAAUCCAUAAGGCGCCAAUCAUGCUAUUCAUGAAGGGUAAUCCUAAUGAGGCCCGUUGUGGAUUUAGUCGAAAAAUGCUUGAAAUCCUCCGCAAAAAUAACAUCGAAUUCGACUUCUUCGACAUCCUCUCCGACGAUUCCAUUCGUGAAGGUAGUGAAAUGGCUGUCAAUUCGUGCGUGCUUUUUUACCUGGUUUAUCUAAACAUUUCUGUGGGAAUUAAGGAGUAUUUGAGUGAGCGGGAGGUAAUUGAUUUUGAGUACCAUUCUUCUAUAUCUUUUGGAUCCGUAAUCCGAAUUCGGAAAAAAAUAACUAAAGGUUCUGAGCGAUCGCGUUACAUUCUAAAUUGCUUAGUUGGGAACAUGAAAUCCAUAAUCAGAUGCCUUUCCAUUAUUGUAGGUCUUAAGGUCUACUCCGAUUGGCCCACCUAUCCGCAGUUGUACGCAAAUGGCGAAUUAAUUGGAGGAGUGGACAUCGUACGGCAACUAGCUGAAAACAAUGAACUGAGGUCGGCCCUUGGUCUCUAA
Molecule: messenger RNA, 783 nt
Organism: Mesocestoides corti
Lineage: Eukaryota; Metazoa; Platyhelminthes; Cestoda; Cyclophyllidea; Mesocestoididae
Source: the annotation of a GenBank genome assembly